Molecule: messenger RNA, 1961 nt
Organism: Glycine soja
Lineage: Eukaryota; Viridiplantae; Streptophyta; Magnoliopsida; Fabales; Fabaceae
Product: metal tolerance protein C4-like
Exons: 13
Coding region: 247-1524 (425 amino acids)
Biological process (GO): transmembrane transport; zinc ion transport
Cellular component (GO): membrane
Molecular function (GO): monoatomic cation transmembrane transporter activity
Source: RefSeq, a predicted model, not a curated record
GUAAGUGAAGAAGCAAUUUGGUUAAUGAUGUGCAAAGCUUACCCCAAAAAACAUAGAAAAAGAGAAAAAGGAUGUGCUUGUAUGUCGGUUUCAGAGUUUGAGAGAAGAGGGUGGGGGCAGGAAUUGUGUUCCUUCUUCUCUUUUGACCUUACAGUGGAUAUCAUAUUCAUAUGGUAGCUUAAAGCCCUAGGUAUAGCUAGUUUGAUUUUGACUCUGACGCUGGGUUUCAUAAACAAUUUAGAAUUAAUGCGAACAUCCUAUAAUCUUGUUCUCUUUCGCUCUCGCCUCCGCCGCUCUCACCAUUUCCAAGCUUAUCGGUCCCUCUCCGUCGCAUUCCUCAAACCAGACCACCAUCCACCAGCUAUCAUUCCCUCACAUUCACUGUUCCUUCUUCACGGCUUCAAUGCUCAUCAUCGCAGUUUCUUUACCAGGGCUAAGCCAGCAACCAACAUUGAAUUCAACGAUCGCCACAGUCAGCGAGCUGUUAAAACUGCCUUGUGGUGUAACUUUCUUGUUUUUUCACUCAAGUUUGGAGUAUGGUUAGCUUCCUCUAGUCAUGUUAUGUUAGCUGAAGUCGUCCACUCCGUCGCCGAUUUUGCAAACCAGGCGCUACUUGCUUAUGGUUUAUCUAGCUCGAGGCGUGCACCAGAUGCUAUUCAUCCCUAUGGCUAUUCCAAGGAAAGAUUUGUUUGGUCCUUGAUAUCUGCUGUUGGGAUCUUUUGUCUUGGUUCUGGUGCCACCGUUGUUAAUGGAGUACAGAACUUGUGGAUUGCACAGCCCCCUGAGAAUAUGCAGUAUGCAGCUUUGGUGAUAUGCGGUUCAUUCAUCAUUGAAGGUGCUUCUCUUAUUGUUGCCAUACAAGCUGUCAAGAAAGGUGCAGCUGCGGAGGGAAUGAAAUUAAGAGACUAUAUUUGGCGAGGCCAUGAUCCUACAUCUGUUGCUGUGAUGACGGAGGAUGGUGCUGCAGUCACUGGUCUUGUUAUUGCUGGGGCAUCAUUGGUUGCAGUGAACGUUACUGGAAAUGCCAUUUAUGAUCCCAUAGGUUCAAUUGUAGUCGGCAACUUACUUGGAAUGGUAGCUAUAUUUCUUAUCCAGAGAAACCGGCAUGCUUUGAUUGGUAGAGCUAUGGAUGACCAUGAUAUGGAGAAAGUACUUCAGUUUUUGAAAAAAGACCCGGUUGUAGAUUCCCUCUAUGAUUGCAAAAGUGAAGUUAUUGGGCCUGGAUUCUUCAGAUUUAAGGCAGAAAUAGAUUUUAAUGGAGAGAAGGUGGUGCAAAAUUAUCUUAAAAGGACUGGACGUGAAGAGUGGGCAAGACAGUUUCGUGAAGCUGCUAAGCAGAAGGAUGAUACUGCCCUGAUGAAGAUUAUGUCAAAUUACGGUGAGGAAGUAGUUACAGCUUUAGGAAGUGAAGUAGAUAGGUUAGAGAAGGAGAUCCAGAAUCUCGUUCCUGGUAUUCGGCAUGUUGAUAUUGAAGCCCACAAUCCUCCAACAGAGGCGACCUUGUCAAGUGAAAGUUUUAAAUAAAUUCGACACCCUCUUCACAUUCAUUUAUAUUAUCAAAGCAUUUAUGAAAAAUUGAUUUGGCUUUAUCCAGUAUCACGAGUUCUGAAGGAAAUACGAAGUUGAGUUACAUGCCUCGGGUUGAGUUGACCCUGGACAGCUCUUGAUACAUUAGUACUCAUGUUUUCCUCUUCACUGAAACGUGACAUCUGAGCGACCUCGAGUGUGAAAGACUACAAGGCACAUAUAUAUAUAUAUAUAUAUAUAUUGAACAGUGCUACGAUGCUAAGCUCGAUGAAUAAUUAGAAGUGGUAACUUUUUCUGUGUCCUGCAGUUACUGUUACUUGAGGUCAGUAUCAUAGUUCCAUUUAAUUGAGGAAUGUUAUGAACGCAUUCUUUAAUAUAUUGUUUUUGACACUGAAAUCUAUUCUGGCUUUAAAAUCAUGCAUUUAACUGUUUAA